GUUUUCAAAAAUAUUGCUCACACCUGCAUCUUCUGCUUUCCUUAUUCUAUUCUAUUCAAUAUUCUCUCUGUCCCUCUCCAACCCUUCAUUAUAGUUAACCAAUUCAAGCCAAAACCAUUUUCACCUUUCCUAUUAUGGAAAUUCAACAUCAACCCAUCAAGUCUAGGUUCAGGCGUAUCUGUGUGUUCUGUGGCACCAGCCCUGGUAAGAACCCCAGCUACCAACUAGCUGCUAUUCAACUCGGCAAACAACUAGUGGAGAGGAACAUCGACUUGGUUUAUGGAGGAGGAAGCAUUGGGUUGAUGGGUCUAAUCUCACAAGUUGUUUUCGAUGGGGGACGCCACGUGUUAGGGGUCAUUCCCAAGACUCUUAUGCCAAGAGAGAUCACGGGAGAGACUGUGGGGGAAGUGAGAGCAGUAUCGGGCAUGCACCAACGCAAGGCUGAAAUGGCACGACAAGCCGAUGCAUUUAUUGCUUUGCCAGGUGGAUAUGGCACCCUGGAAGAACUCCUCGAAGUGAUCACCUGGGCUCAAUUAGGAAUCCAUGAUAAACCCGUGGGGUUGUUGAACGUGGAUGGGUACUACAACUCGUUGCUGUCAUUCAUGGACAAUGCUGUAGACGAAGGUUUCAUAACACCAGCUGCCCGUCACAUUAUUGUGUCUGCCCACGCUGCCCAAGACCUCAUGUGCAAGCUUGAGGAGUACGUCCCCAAGCACUGUGGCGUGGCACCAAAGCAAAGUUGGGAGAUGGACCAACAGUUAGUAAACAGUUAACACUGCAAAUUAAAAUCAGACAUAUUUUGUGUUCCCCAGCAAAA
This is a messenger RNA of Abrus precatorius (Indian licorice), 817 nucleotides long. Its product is annotated as cytokinin riboside 5'-monophosphate phosphoribohydrolase LOG1-like. Gene Ontology annotation, biological process: cytokinin biosynthetic process. The record is from RefSeq and is a predicted model, not a curated record. The coding region runs from base 135 to 773 and encodes 212 amino acids. Gene Ontology annotation, cellular component: nucleus; cytosol. Gene Ontology annotation, molecular function: hydrolase activity, hydrolyzing N-glycosyl compounds. Lineage: Eukaryota; Viridiplantae; Streptophyta; Magnoliopsida; Fabales; Fabaceae. The transcript has 7 exons.